Sorex fumeus (smoky shrew) is the source of this 3733-nucleotide messenger RNA. It is a transcript of the gene CDC14A, whose product is annotated as cell division cycle 14A. Gene Ontology annotation, cellular component: nucleolus; centrosome; mitotic spindle. Gene Ontology annotation, molecular function: protein serine/threonine phosphatase activity; protein tyrosine/serine/threonine phosphatase activity. The coding region runs from base 22 to 1809 and encodes 595 amino acids. NCBI's taxonomy places the organism in Eukaryota, Metazoa, Chordata, Mammalia, Eulipotyphla, Soricidae. The transcript has 16 exons. The record is from RefSeq and is a predicted model, not a curated record. Gene Ontology annotation, biological process: microtubule cytoskeleton organization; protein dephosphorylation; regulation of exit from mitosis.
CCCGGACGUCUCUCGCUUAAGAUGGCAGCGGAGCCAGGGGAACUCAUCGGGGCUUGCGAGUUCAUGAAAGAUCGGUUAUAUUUUGCUACUUUAAGGAAUAGACCAAAAAGCACAGUAAAUACCCACUAUUUCUCCAUCGAUGAGGAGCUGGUCUAUGAAAAUUUCUAUGCAGAUUUUGGACCUCUGAACUUGGCAAUGGUGUACAGAUACUGCUGUAAACUAAAUAAGAAACUAAAAUCAUACAGCUUAUCAAGAAAGAAAAUAGUGCACUACACCUGUUUUGAUCAACGGAAACGCGCAAAUGCAGCAUUUUUGAUAGGUGCUUAUGCUGUAAUCUACUUAAAGAAGACACCAGAAGAAGCCUACAGAGCUCUCCUGUCUGGCUCAAACUCCCCCUACCUUCCAUUCAGGGAUGCUUCCUUUGGAAAUUGCACUUAUAACCUCACCAUCCUCGAUUGUUUGCAGGGAAUCAGAAAGGGAUUGCAACAUGGAUUUUUUGACUUUGAGACAUUUGAUGCGGAUGAAUAUGAACACUAUGAGCGAGUUGAGAAUGGUGACUUCAACUGGAUUGUUCCAGGAAAAUUUUUAGCGUUCAGUGGACCACAUCCGAAAAGCAAGAUUGAAAACGGUUACCCGCUGCACGCGCCCGAAGCCUACUUCCCGUACUUCAAGAAGCACAAUGUGACGGCCGUGGUGCGGCUGAACAAGAAGAUCUAUGAGGCCAAGCGCUUCACGGACGCGGGCUUCGAGCACUACGACCUCUUCUUCCUGGACGGCAGCACCCCCAGCGACAACAUCGUGCGCCGCUUCCUCAACAUCUGUGAGAACACGGACGGCGCCGUGGCCGUGCACUGCAAAGCCGGUCUUGGAAGAACAGGAACGUUGAUAGCCUGUUAUGUCAUGAAGCAUUACAGGUUCACACACUCUGAAAUAAUUGCUUGGAUCAGAAUAUGCCGGCCUGGCUCCAUCAUAGGACCCCAGCAGCACUUCCUGGAAGAAAAACAAGCAUCUUUAUGGGUUCAAGGAGAUAUUUUCCGAUCCAAACUGAAAAACAGCACAUCAAAUGAAGGAAGCAUUAAUAAAAUUCUUUCUAGCUUGGAUGACAUGUCCAUCGGUGGGAACUUAACUAAAAUGCAAAACAUGGAGAGAUUUGGAGAGAAUAAUUUGGAAGAAGAUGAAGAUGUGGAAAUGAAAAACAGUAUAACCCAGGGAGACAAACUACGUGCCUUAAAAAGUCAGAGACAGCCACGCUCCUCACCAUCCUGUGCAUUUAGGUUGGACGAUCUGAAAACACACCCAAGAGCAACGUCUCAUCCCUUCAGACUGUGUUCUUCCUCACAAGGAUCAGCAUCUACUUUGAAGACCUCAAAAAUGGUUUUGUCCCCUUCAGUGACAGCCAAGAGGAUAAACAGAGGCUCUUUGUCCUCAGGCACCAACGUAAGAAGCUUUUCCAUAAACUCCCGGCUAGCCAGUUCUCUGGGGAACUUGAAUGCGGCAACUGAUGAUCCAGAGAACAAAAAAUCCUCAUCUACCAAGGCGGGUUUCAUAGCCAGUCCCUUCACCAGCCUCUUGAAUGGCAGCUCCCAGUUGCCUGCCAGAAAUUACCCUGAGCUCAAUAAUAACCAGUACUGCCGAAGCAAUAGCAGCAGCGGGAGCCCCCUGAGCAGCCAGCUGAGCCCACUCAGCACCACGACAGAGGAGCACAGCAGCACCGUCCUCCGACCCACCUACACUGGCCUUUCUUCUUCUUCAGCAAGAUUCCUGAGCCGCUCUAUCCCUUCCCUUCAGUCUGAAUAUGUUCAUUACUAAGGCCUUGCCACUCCGGCGAAAGCUGUUCCACUCAUGCACACAAUUUCUUCAUCGGGAUGAGCAGUGCAGAUGGGAGGCAACUGCUUGCUGGAAGAAUCUCUCUCCUUCUUAAGCUUAAAUUAGAGGGAGCGCUAAGAUAAGACCUUCAGGAGACUUGAAACCAGAGAACUUUGGCUAAAAACUACUAGAAAUGCACUGAAACUAUGUUUUGUGGAGAUGUCAACACUUUUAAAGAGAGUUCUCACAUUGAAUUUGGUAUUUUGAAUGAUUGUUUUAAAUGUAUUUCAGGAAUACAUUUGUUACUACAUUUACAUGUACAGUAUUACAUUAUGUAUGUAUUGUCAACUUUAAAUGACUAUUUUGGUAAAUUUAUAAAUACAUAAAAUGAUGUAAAAGCUGGACUAUAUUUUCGCUUAGAUUUUCCUGCUGUUUGCUACCAAAAUUUGUAUUUUGAACUUUAGUAUGGUUUUAUCUACAAUGAAUGACUAGAUGACUCCUCUUUAUUAAGAAAAAGGGCAAAAGAUUUUAGAAAGUGAUUUCUAUGUUCUUGCUAUUAAUAUUACAGGCCAGUUUAUUCUUUGGGAAAAUCAGUCUGGUUCAGCACAUUUGUGCAAGUUUAUUCUUGAGCAGGAGCGUAAUAAUUUGACAUGGUUGAUUUAGACCAUUUCCUUUCCUUUGUUUUUGUUGCUGAGCCAUUUAUGUUUGUAGCCAAAGGGGCUUUCACUAAAUUUAACAUCCAGUGGAAGAUCAGAACUCACUAAAUAUUGCCCUGAGCAGCAUGGUUCAUCUUGAAAUGACUCAACAUUCCAAAUACGUUCACCCCCCUCUCCUUUUCAGAGUUCUUACACAAUUGGAAUAUCUGAUUCUGCUCCGAGGUUGUUGCCUGUAAUCACAUUAUGUCUGGCACAAAUUUUCAAUCAGUGAAGAGAAAAAGAUAAAAAAAAAAAAGUUGCUGCUCACUAGUUCUCUCUACUAAAGGAGAUAUGAUUAAAGCAGAUUAUAAGCCCUAGACAUACAAACUAGCACAUCAGAAACUAACAGAAGUGAAGGGACUUCUCCCACAGGUACUCAGCCCUUUCACUGAGUGUACGUUCAGGUUUAGGCCUCUAGAAGCCUGGAGGCUCUUCUUGGAGAGUCUCAGCUUCUGAUUUUACUCCUUAAAUCUAGCCAGUGACAGUUUAAAACAUUCAACCAUGAGUUUUUUUUGUAAAGUAUUUAUGAGAAGGGCACACCCUGAGAUUUUUAUAAAUGCCUCAGCAAAAUAUCUUGUUCACAAUUUACAUUUUUAAAUGGCAUUUGAAUGAAUGUUUGACUCAGGUCGUUUACCUUAACCUUUAAUAACUACAGUACCAAAUAAUUGCACUAAACACAUGAAAAAUAAAUUGUAUGUUUUAAGCAGCAAAAAAUUAAAGCACAGGGAAUUAAGAUGUAGGCAUUUUCUAAAACUGAAAUUGCAAAAUAUUUUAUUACAAGAUAUUGUAAAAGAGAUUGGUUAAUUGUACAGGAAGAAGAAAGUAUUUUUUUAAAUUAUCAGUAAAAGGUAAUUCAGAUGACAUUUUAGAAGUGGGGGAAAGGGAAUCAUAUUGACAGUUUGAGUUCUAUGAACACUAGCUUGUGUGCAGCUAUUAAAAUGAUUGUAAAAUUGACUACUGUAAAUUUUCUAUUAUUGUGUGUACAUAAGUCAUAUGUAUUUGCAUGUGUAUGUCUUAAUAUUAUUUAUACACAUGUGGAUACAUAGACAAACCAAGAAAUAUAUGUAUAUAAUAUAGAAAAUAUAUAGCAAAAUAAUUCUACUUGCAAUAAUAUUGUUUGACAUGUAUUUUGUUAUGAAUAGUUUACCUUCCAAAAGAUAUUUUGUUCUAUUUUAAGGUGUAGAAGAAUACACUGCUAAUAAAUAAUAAAAGUUUUAUUCAAUUUACAUAUU